AUGGCACCCCUCACCGACGAGAAGUACACCCCCACCGUCGAAAAAGUCGAGGAUGCGGGCCGCGCUGCGCUCAACGACAUCGACUUCGAUGAGGAGUUCUCGCCCGAGGAGCAGAGGAAGAUUAUCCGAAGGAUUGAUCUGCGGCUUGUCACGAUCACGGGGCUGGCGUAUUGCGUUUCGCUGAUGGAUCGGACGAAUUUGAGUAUGGCUGCUGUUGCGGGAAUGGUUGUUGAUUUGGAGUUGUAUGUGGGAUUUCGAUAUGUGCGGCCUUCCUUUCCCCUCGAUCGUCGUCCUUAUGUUCUUCGUUCCCUAUAUUAUCUUCCAGCCGCCGAUGACGGUUAUAACGAGGAAGCUGGGCCCGACCUUGUUCCUGGGAAGUAUUGUGAUUUCUUGGGGUGCAAUCUUGGUGGGCAUGGGUUUCACAAAGAAUUGGCAGCAGAUGACGGCUUGCCGAGUGCUUCUUGGCUUGCUGGAAGCAGGGUACUUUCCUGGCUGCGUUUACCUGCUUUCGAGUUGGUAUGCUCGAUGUAUGUCUCUCUCCCGGACAUAUUUUCUUGUCUAACCUGCCCAGACGACGUCCAGAAGAGAUUUUCGGUCUUCUACCUGAUCGGCUGCGUAGCCUCCGCCCUGGCUGGAAUCCUGGCAUUCGGCCUGAUGCAGCUGGAUGGAUCUCACGGGAUCGAGGGCUGGCGAUGGAUCUUCAUCCUCGAGGGAGUGAUCACCGGAGCCAUUGGCAUCCUCGCAAUCAUCUUUCUCGUCGACUUCCCCGACAGAGCCCACAAGUCCUGGAAGUUCCUCAGCGAAAAGGAGUGCGCGUUUGUUGUGCGCCGCAUCAACCGUGAUCGGUCGGACGGAGAUGCCGAGCCCUUCACCAUGAAGCGGUUUCUCAAGCCAGCGCUUGACCUGAAGAUCUGGGGCUUUGCGAUGAUUUUCUUCUGCGUCACGACGGUCAGCUAUGCCAUCGCCUACUUCCUCCCCAUAAUCCUUUCCGAAGGCAUGGGCUUCGACACCGGGACCUCGCAAUGUCUCGUCGCGCCUCCCUACGCAGCAGCCGGAUUCGUCAUGUACGGCACAAGCUGGGUCGGCGACAAAUACCGCACUCGAGGGCCAGUCCUCAUUUUCAACGCCUUGCUUUGCAUAAUCGGCCUGCCGAUGAUGGGCUUCUCAAGCUCGAAUGCGGUGCAGUACGUAGGCGUCUUCUUUACAGUCGCCGGCUCGAACUCCAACAUCCCCGCGGUUAUGGCCUACCAGGCGAACAAUGUCCGCGGGCAGUGGACCCGGGCGCUGUCCAGCGCAACGCUGGUUGGGUUUGGAGGCAUUGGCGGGAUUGCGGGGAGCUUGGUGUUCCGGGAGCAGGACAAGCCGCACUAUCGGCCGGGGAUCUGGUGUGCGAUCGCUUGUAAUCUGCUCCUCAUGCUGAUUGUGGUGGUGCAGAGUGUUUGGUUCAGGAUUGCCAAUGGGCGCGCGGAGAGGGGCGAGAAGCUCAUUGAGGGGGUGCCGGGGUUUCGGUAUACCAUCUGA
Molecule: messenger RNA, 1521 nt
Organism: Aspergillus mulundensis
Lineage: Eukaryota; Fungi; Ascomycota; Eurotiomycetes; Eurotiales; Aspergillaceae
Product: putative phthalate transporter
Exons: 6
Coding region: 1-1521 (506 amino acids)
Biological process (GO): transmembrane transport
Cellular component (GO): membrane
Molecular function (GO): transmembrane transporter activity
Source: RefSeq, a predicted model, not a curated record